Poecilia reticulata (guppy) is the source of this 2847-nucleotide messenger RNA. RefSeq names its product nucleolar protein with MIF4G domain 1 (gene nom1). Gene Ontology annotation, cellular component: nucleolus. Gene Ontology annotation, biological process: ribosomal small subunit biogenesis. Gene Ontology annotation, molecular function: RNA binding; protein binding. The record is from RefSeq and is a predicted model, not a curated record. Lineage: Eukaryota; Metazoa; Chordata; Actinopteri; Cyprinodontiformes; Poeciliidae.
GAAGUAAAUAGUCACGUGUCAUGUCAACAAACCUGCGCUCAUGGAAACACAUGUGCUGUUUCAGGUUUUUAUUUGAGCAAAAAUAGGAGACACGUUACUUAGCUACUUAUGUUGACUGCAACUAUUCGUGCCUUAAGUUUUCGUGUCGCCGGUCUGAAUUAACUUUGUUAAGCUAACCUUGUUCAGUUCCAGACUGUUUGUAGAAAUGAAAGGGGGGAAAAGAAAACAGAACAGCAAGAAGAAGAAAGGAAAUGCGGUCUUACAGAAGUACAUGUGUGCGGUGGAUGAGUUUGUUAAAAAUAUUAGUGAUCAUGAAGAAGCAGACAGAGACCAGAAGCUGCGAUCCGUGAAAACCAAAAGCAGAAAGGAGUUACGCAAAGAAAAGAGAAGACUGAAAAAAGCCAAAAUGAAAAGUCACUAUGAAGGGAAAAAGAGCGUCAGUUUUGCCUCGGAUGUUGGGGAAAAGUUGGAAGUCAGAUCUGGAAAUAAGCACCAGACUCAGAAAGCUGAUCAAAUAAAAAGGGAAGUGACAAAAACCCUUUCAAACAAGCACGCUGAGGUUCCUAAAGAGAAAACGGAGUCAUCUGGAUCUAAAUCAUCCUCCAAGAAAGGCAAGAAAAUUAACAAGCUUCAAGAAUCCAGAAAAAUGGCUCUGCUUGAGGCAAAUGAACAAGAGGACAGAGAGAUAAAAAAGCUGGAGCGAUGUCUUGGAUUAAACAAAAGGAAAAACAAGAAAAGUCUCCCUCAGUCUUUUGUGACCGAUGGACUGGACUACAUCCUUGGAGUCCUCGACUGCAGCUCAUCUGGAGCAGGGAUAUACGACGGUGAGUUUGAUGAAGAUGAGGAUAUGGACACUGCUAGAGAGAACUUUGAAAAGCUGGAUCAGGAUGAUUCUCUGUCAGAUGAAGAUGAGGAAGCAGGGGAAGACAUGGCGAGUGAGGAAAGUGAUGAUGCUGAAGAGGAAGAGAUGGAGAGUGAGGAAGAUGAAGAGGAGGAGAUGAGUGACGAGAAUGAUAUUAAUGAAAGUGGAGCUGAUGCUGCUUCAGGAGCUGAAAGUGAGGAGGAAAGUGACGAAGAAGCUUCCCAUCCUGACCAAAGUUCGGAAAUUGUCACCUCAAUAACUGGCAAGUAUGUCCCACCUCAGCUGCGAAAUAUCGCAGAUGACAAACGCAAAGCUGAGCUUGAAAAGCUGAAAAGGAAAGUGAAAGGCCUGCUGAACAGGCUGAGCGAGGCCAACAUGGCCUCUAUCUGUGGUCAGCUGGAGGAGCUGUACAUGAGCUGCAGCAGGAAGGACAUGAACGACACGCUGACGGACGUUCUGCUGGCAGCCUGCGUCACUCCCACCCUGAUGCCCGAUAGGCUGCUGAUGGAGCACGUGCUGCUCGUCAGCAUCCUUCAUCACGCUGUGGGGCUGGAGGUCGGAGCCCAUUUUCUCGAGACAGUCGUGCAGAGGUUUGACGAGGUCUACAAGAACUCCAGCGAGGACAAAGAGUGCGACAACCUCAUCGCCAUCGUCGCUCACCUCUACAACUUCCAGGUGGUGCAUUCUGUCCUCAUUUUUGACAUCCUGAAGCUGCUGGUGGGAACUUUCUCAGAGAAGGACAUCGAAUUGGUUCUGUUUGUGCUGAGGAACGUCGGCUUCGCCCUGAGGAAGGACGACGCGCUCGCUCUCAAGGAGCUCAUCUCUGACGCUCAGCGCAAGGCCAGUGACAUUGGGGCAAAGUUCAAAGAUCAAACCAGGGUGCGAUUCAUGCUGGAAACCAUGUUGGCUUUAAAGAACAACGACAUGAGGAAGAUCCCAGGGUACGAUCCGGAGCCUGUGGAGAGACUGAGAAAGCUGCAGAGGCCCCUGAUCCGCAGCAGUGCUGCAGGCAGUGACCUGAAACUGAGGGUGUCUCUGGAGAACAUCCUGAAAGCGGAGCAGGUGGGCCGCUGGUGGAUCGUUGGCUCGUCGUGGAGCGGAGCGCCGAUGAUCAGCAAGCAGGAUGACACAACCUCAAAGCAGAGUGCUGCUGAGGGACAGUUCAGCCAGAAAGUGUUAGAACUGGCCAGGAAGCAGAGGAUGAACACUGAGGUCAGGAGAAACAUCUUCUGUGUCCUUAUGACCAGCGAGGACUACCUGGAUGCUUUCGAGAAGUUGUUGAGAAUGGGUCUGAAGGACAAGCAGGAGAGAGAGAUCGUCCAUGUUCUGAUGGACUGCUGCCUGCAGGAGAAAACCUUCAACGCAUUUUACGCCGUCCUCGGAGAGAAAUUCUGCUCCCAAGAUCGACGCUUCCAGAUGACGUUCCAGUUCUGCUUAUGGGACAAGUUCAAAGAGCUGUCCAACCUUCCCAGCUGUGCAUUUACCAAUUUGGUCCAGUUGGUGACUCACUUUCUUCGGAAGAAAUGCCUCUCACUCUCCAUCCUCAAAGUGAUAGAGUUUGGGGAGUUAGAUAAGUCCAAGGUGCGUUUCUUACGUCAGGUCCUGACGAAACUACUGAAAGAAACUGAGCCAGAGGAGAUAACCAGCAUAUUUGGGAGGAUUUCAGGAAUUGCUAAGCUGGGAUUGCUGCGAGACGGCUUGAAGCUUUUCAUCAGUCACUUCCUCCUGAAGAACUCCCAGUCUCGGGGACCAGCUGAGCAUGCCGUGCUCCUGCGGGAGCGUGCUCAGGUCGCCACCAAGGCUAUGGAAACUAAAGACACCAAGCUCAAACUGUAAAACAGACCCAAAGUUUGUGGCAUUAAAAGCUUGUUGGGCUGGAAUAAAUCCACAAAGAAACACCUAAAAACACUCAAUGUUGAAAUACAGGGCUGAGAUCCACCUUUGGUGAUCUACGACAACCAAGUAAAACAUUAUGCAUUCUCUGA